Dicentrarchus labrax (European seabass) is the source of this 326-nucleotide messenger RNA. It is a transcript of the gene cunh10orf53, whose product is annotated as chromosome unknown C10orf53 homolog. Bases 1 to 279 code for a protein of 92 amino acids. The record is from RefSeq and is a predicted model, not a curated record. Lineage: Eukaryota; Metazoa; Chordata; Actinopteri; Moronidae. The transcript is spliced from 3 exons.
AUGCCGAAAAACGCGCGGGUGACACUUUGCCACGGACCUUAUGAAUCCAAUGGAGUCGUAGAUCACAGGUGCUUCCGCCUGCAGGGCCUCCAGGCCGUUCUGAGAGCGCGCGGGCAUCAGUGCGUCUUGGAAGAAACGCGCGAGUGGAACAUGGUGGAGCUCGUGGUCAACGGGCAGGUCAUCUUCACCUGUUACAUGAAGCAGCUUGAGUUUGGUGGAGAUGGAAAACUGGACCCCGUUUGCAAAGCGGCUGUUUCUGCUGUGGAGAACGCUUACUGAAACAGACACCUGCUCCUGAGCUAUUCAAUAAAAAUAACCUCCAUGUA